AUGCUGGGCACCCGCUGGUGGUCGUGCAUCCUAUGUGCUCAUCUAUAUGUUCAUGCUGCGGAACUUAGCCAGCUCCGGGGCUUGCAAGCUGGAGGCUUUGUUCCCCGGUGCCGGCCUGGCUUUGAGGAUGUCUCGAAUGGCGAGGCCUAUGACUGGGCCUGCGGCUUUCACUGCGAUGGAGGCCCCUUCGCAACGGCGCAGUGCGGCUGCGCCUGUCUUAGCGAGAGCCAAAGAGAGAUUCGUCAGAACGCCGAGCCGCGGCCGCCUUCAGCCAGGGGCACCGGUCUGCUGCUGACCACCACGCCGAAACCUUCUCCCCCUCCGCCAGUCCCGAUCAUAGAGGUUCCCAUAGGUGGGCUAGGCCAGUCGAGCGAAAGGCUCAGGCCUCCGCGCGGCUCGAACUUCACGAUCGCGGAGAAGGAGAUGCCUGCCUCAGAGCCAGAGGUGGAGCAGCGAGACGGCCUGGCUGACCUUGUGAUCCUGUGCUGCAGCAUGGUAUUACUCUCGGGCUCCGCAGCCAUCGUCGCUAUUGCCCUCUGGAAGGGGUGUCAGAAGAAGUCUUCAGCCCCAAAGAAGCGAAAGAUAGCAUGGAGCGACACCCCCCUGCCGCUGCAUGUUCCCGUGGAGAAGUGCCCGCAGCCUUCCAGGGAAAAGCCCCCCAAAGAAGUGCCUGCAGCCUCGGAGCAUCCGUUUGCAGUGCCAGAACAAGGGGAGGAUCAGGAUAUGCCAGCCGGCCGAAGACAUGACGUUGACGAGCUUCAGCUGAGUAGCACCAUCACCCGAAAGUGGGAUGCGAAAGGCGCGAAAAGGAGCCUUCAAGGGGCUCAUUGGUCAGUUUCCAACAGCGAGCAGCCAUGGGGCACAAAGAGACGGCCUUCCCUUCCUCCAGUCGUCAAGAUCUCCCAAGCCCAACCUGUUUCCUAG
Symbiodinium sp. CCMP2592 is the source of this 924-nucleotide messenger RNA. NCBI's taxonomy places the organism in Eukaryota, Dinophyceae, Suessiales, Symbiodiniaceae. The record is from the annotation of a GenBank genome assembly.